AUGUGGUCCCGACUUCCAAACCUUGUCACCGGCUUGGCCCUUGGGUUGGCUGCCUGGUCGGUGGGAGUGGAUGCUGUGACUUGCGGCGAGUUGAAGACCUUCUACAAGAACGAGCAGUGCUGCGGGCAGCCCACUCAAGAGGUCUCUGCUCCAGUGCCCGGAACCGCUGCCUGCCCGUACUCCUUCGCCAAGCCUGCUUGCUCCACUGCCGAACCUCAGACGCCUCGUGACCUGACGGCCGGCGCCGUCGGCUCAAUGACACCGAAGGCAGCGACCCUGACCGAUGAUCAGGCGAACUUCCUGCCGCUGGUGAACGUGCACUUCCACCUGGGUGCAGAGCACAAGACCGAGGCCUACAGUGACGACACGGACUCGAUUGCCUACGAUGCCGCCUCGUCAGGCCGACGACUUGCCGGAAACGUCCGGCCUGGGUUCAUGUGCAGCAAGAGCUCUCUGAACGCCAAUCAGCUGGCGGCCUACAACUUCACGUACUGCAAGGGCGACGUGCAGGUCGGCAAGUCCUACGAGAUCCACUACGUGCACUCCUCUGCGGGCAUGGACAACAACGCCACGGAUGACAUGAACGCAGACUUGCUGGCAGAUGGCCUGGGAGGUGCUGCCAACGGCCGUGGCCUCCUCAACCCCAUGAUCGUGGUGCAAGGGCAGAUCUUCCAGAUCGUGAAUGGUGCCGCAACAGUCGAUGACAUGCUGCACGGCUGGACUGUGGUUGGCCACGACAACUCCGUCAUGUACCCCGGGAGCACUACCGGUCAGAGCCACGACAACGAGGUGUGCUCUCCUUACUCCAUCACCUGGCACGUGGACAAGGAUUGCCAUCAGGUCUCGCCCGAGUCCUUUGACAAUCUGUGCAAGCAGAUGAGUGAGGCCUACGGGAUGUACGCUGACCUUUACCCGCACGGCUCGCGCAAGCUGGGGUGGGUGAUUCAGCUGUGUAAGACGCCUCGUGACCUGACGGCCGGCGCCGUCGGCUCAAUGACACCGAAGGCAGCGACCCUGACCGAUGAUCAGGCGAACUUCCUACCGCUGGUGAACGUGCACUUCCACCUGGGUGCAGAGCACAAGACCGAGGCCUACAGUGACGACACGGACUCGAUUGCCUACGAUGCCGCCUCGUCAGGCCGACGACUUGCCGGAAACGUCCGGCCUGGGUUCAUGUGCAGCAAGAGCUCUCUGAACGCCAAUCAGCUGGCGGCCUACAACUUCACGUACUGCAAGGGCGACGUGCAGGUCGGCAAGUCCUACGAGAUCCACUACGUGCACUCCUCUGCGGGCAUGGACAACAACGCCACGGAUGAAAAGAACGCAGACUUGCUGGCAGAUGGCCUGGGAGGUGCUGCCAACGGCCGUGGCCUCCUCAACCCCAUGAUCGUGGUGCAAGGGCAGAUCUUCCAGAUCGUGAAUGGUGCCGCAACAGUCGAUGACAUGCUGCACGGCUGGACCGUGGUUGGCCACGACAACUCCGUCAUGUACCCCGGGAGCACUACCGGUCAGAGCCACGACAACGAGGUGUGCUCUCCUUACUCCAUCACCUGGCACGUGGACAAGGAUUGCCAUCAGGUCUCGCCCGAGUCCUUUGACAAUCUGUGCAAGCAGAUGAGUGAGGCCUACGGGAUGUACGCUGACCUUUACCCGCACGGCUCGCGCAAGCUGGUCUCCUCCCAGUACGUGGUGAAAUCCGAGUUCGUCAAACCCCUGGCGUAG
This is a messenger RNA of Symbiodinium sp. CCMP2592, 1722 nucleotides long. Lineage: Eukaryota; Dinophyceae; Suessiales; Symbiodiniaceae. The record is from the annotation of a GenBank genome assembly.